AUGAAAAUGCGAAUGUUCUUAGCUUGCUUUUUGGUCUUUGCACCCAUCUUCGUCGUGGCUUGGAUAUCGCCUGCAAGGGCUGGAGAUCGGAUAGUGAUAGCCAUCAAUUCUAGGAAGGCAUCAGACAAAGUAUCAUUCAAUUCGUUGCUAGGCUCCAAAUUGUCUAGAGUUAACGAGUGGCUGAAUGCUGACGCACCGUUCAGUGGACCUACAUUUGACAACUUAAGACGGUUGUAUGAGCCCAAUGAUAACGCCGUGGUAACUAGGGAGAUGUUGGCAAGCUGGGUUAAUGAUGAGAUAAAAGCAAUUAGUAUAUCAGAGAGAACCUAG
Melampsora larici-populina 98AG31 is the source of this 330-nucleotide messenger RNA. RefSeq lists its product as uncharacterized. Lineage: Eukaryota; Fungi; Basidiomycota; Pucciniomycetes; Pucciniales; Melampsoraceae. The record is from RefSeq and is a predicted model, not a curated record. Bases 1 to 330 code for a protein of 109 amino acids. The transcript is spliced from 2 exons.